Messenger RNA from Candida dubliniensis CD36, 744 nucleotides. Its product is annotated as ribosylnicotinamide kinase. The record is from RefSeq and is a predicted model, not a curated record. The transcript has a single exon. Lineage: Eukaryota; Fungi; Ascomycota; Pichiomycetes; Serinales; Debaryomycetaceae. Bases 1 to 744 code for a protein of 247 amino acids. Gene Ontology annotation, cellular component: cytoplasm. Gene Ontology annotation, molecular function: kinase activity; ATP binding.
AUGACUAUUAGUGGAAUUGAGAAUAAUAAUAUUGGAAACCAGGUCCUUUUAGUUGCCCUUGGUGGUGCCUCAUCUUCUGGUAAAACCACCGUUGCAAAAGCACUCAAGUUAUUAAUUCCUAGUUCUGUCCUAAUACAUUUGGAUGACUUUUAUUUUACAGAUUCCGAUAUUCCUGUUGAUCCUGAGACUGGAUAUCAAAAUUGGGAUUGUCCGCAAGCCAUAGACUUUGAUAGAUUUACAGAAUGUCUUCAAAAUUUGAAAAAAGGGGUAUUCACAAGUGUCAAAUCAAUUGAGCCAAGCGAAUCCGAUUUGAAGUUACUGAAGGAAGAAGAAAUUCAUUUUGCUAAAGAGAUUACAAAUAACAGUCAGAAGUUUGUCAAAAAGAAAAUAGUAUUAGUGGACGGGUUUAUGUUAUUUCAUGACCCUAAUAUUAUUAAAUUGUUUGAUAUAAAAUUGUUCUUUCAUGCCCCAUUUGAUACAUUAAAGUCUAGACGCGAAGCCAGAAAAGGUUACACUACUGCUGAGGGGUUUUGGGUUGAUCCUCCUAAUUACUUCUCCAAAAUUGUGUGGCCAGCGUAUGUCAAGAGUCACGCAUAUUUAUAUCAGGAAGAGAAGGUAGAUAGCAACGAAUUGAAUCAGCAAAUAGUUCAAAGGUAUGAUCUAGUUGAUGUGGACAAUAAUGAUACCACUAGGCUUUAUGCGUUGGUAGAGACGUCAUUAUCAUCAAUUAUUAAUCACUUGUAA